Molecule: messenger RNA, 1625 nt
Organism: Cornus florida
Lineage: Eukaryota; Viridiplantae; Streptophyta; Magnoliopsida; Cornales; Cornaceae
Exons: 7
Coding region: 143-1462 (439 amino acids)
Biological process (GO): carbohydrate metabolic process; pentose-phosphate shunt
Cellular component (GO): cytoplasm; intracellular anatomical structure
Molecular function (GO): transaldolase activity
Source: RefSeq, a predicted model, not a curated record
UAUAAUAAUAGGUAAAUAAAACCCUAACAAACCUUCCUCGUUCCUAUCGCAAUAAAAAGAUCAAAAACCCUCGUCAACCUUUUCACCUUGAUCUGAUCUCUCUCUCUCUCUCUCGAUCUCUGUCUCUUGAUCUCUUCCUCUCAUGGCUACCAUUUCUAAACUUUCAAAUCCAACUCCUACCUACUCCUCGACUUCCUUCAACCCCAAACCUUUUCAGCCUAAAUGUUUAAUCAACUUCAACACCAAACCCACUUUUGAUUCGAGAGUUUCAUCAUCUAGGUUAUCGAUACGCACUAACCAUGCUUCAAAUGCCUCCUUGGUUGUCAGAUGUUCCCAACUUGAUGGAAAUGGAAGCCAAAUCAAGAAGACAGUUCUACAUGAUCUUUAUGAGAAGGGAGGACAGAGUCCAUGGUAUGAUAACCUCUGCCGUCCUGUUACGGAUCUGCUUCCAUUGAUUGCAAAUGGUGUCAGAGGUGUAACCAGCAACCCAGCGAUAUUCCAGAAAGCCAUAUCAACUUCAAAUGCUUAUAAUGAGCAAUUCAGGGAACUUGUGCAAGCAGGAAAAGACAUUGAAAGUGCAUACUGGGAACUUGUGGUGAAGGACAUUCAAGAUGCAUGCAAACUUUUUGUGCCAAUCUAUGAUCAGACAGAUGGAGGUGAUGGUUAUAUUUCUGUUGAAGUUUCUCCUAGACUUGCUGAUGAUACUAAAGGGACUGUAGAGGCUGCAAAAUGGCUUCAUAAGGUGGUUGACCGCUCCAAUGUCUACAUAAAGAUUCCCGCUACAGCUGCAUGUAUCCCUUCAAUCAAGGAAGUUAUUUCACUUGGCAUAAGCGUCAACGUAACUCUCAUAUUCUCACUUUCUAGAUAUGAAGCAGUCAUGGAUGCUUACUUGGACGGUCUUGAGGCUUCUGGGCUAGGUGACCUCUCUAGAGUUACUAGUGUUGCUUCCUUCUUUGUUAGUCGGGUAGACACCCUGGUCGACAAGAUGCUUGAGAAGAUUGGAACACCCGAAGCCCUUGAUCUCCGUGGAAAGGCUGCAAAUGCUCAAGCAGCUCUGGCAUACCAACUUUACCAGAAGAAAUUUUCUGGUCCAAGAUGGGAGGCUCUGGUCAAGAAAGGUGCCAAAAAGCAGAGGCUAUUGUGGGCAUCAACCAGCGUCAAGAAUCCAGCGUACGCUGAUACACUAUACGUUGCUCCUCUCAUUGGACCUGACACGGUUUCAACCAUGCCAGACCAAGCUCUCCAAGCAUUCCUUGACCAUGGUGCUGUCUCAAGGACAAUCGACUCGAAUGUAUCCGAAGCUGAAGGCAUCUAUAGUGCUCUAGAGAAGUUGGGGAUCGACUGGGGUUACGUUGGCACUCAGCUCGAACUCGAGGGAGUGGAUUCUUUCAAGAAGAGCUUCGACAGCCUGCUCGAUAGCCUGCAAGAGAAGGCAAACUCUCUUAAACUUGUUAGCCUGUAAGCUUUGUUGCUUCUUUUGGUUAUUGCCAUGGUGACUCAAUAAAGUGAGUGGGAUUACUUUCCUGCUUGUAAAGGUUGUUGAUGAGUGUCUUUAUAUUAAGAUGAUGACAAUGUAUAAUUAAUGGGUUUUCGUUGGCUUCUAUGUAAGUGGAUAAUUCUAUUUA